CCAGCUUACAGCACCUUCUAUAUCGUUGGGCUGGUGUUGUCCAUGCAGGUGCCUUUCGUGGGAUUUCAGCCAAUCAGAACGAGCGAGCACAUGGCAGCAGCUGGUGUGUUUGCCCUGCUCCAGGCCUACGCCUUCCUUCAGUACCUGCGAGACCACCUGACGAGGCAGGAGAGGCAGGCCCUCUUCUACCUGGGGGUGGGCUCUGCUGGCCUGGUGGUCUUCCUCACCGUCAUAUACCUGUCCUGCAUAGGUUGCAUCGCACCGUGGAGUGGCCGUUUCUACUCUCUAUGGGAUACCGGCUAUGCUAAGAUCCACAUCCCCAUCAUCGCGUCGGUGUCUGAGCACCAGCCCACCACCUGGGUCUCCUUCUUCUUCGACCUCCACAUCCUGGUCUGCACCUUCCCCGCCGGACUCUGGUUCUGCAUCAAGAACAUCAACGACGAGCGCGUCUUCGUGGCCCUGUAUGCCAUCAGUGCGGUGUACUUCGCUGGCGUGAUGGUGCGUCUCAUGUUGACUCUGACGCCGGUCGUCUGCAUGCUGUCGGCCAUCGCCUUCUCCAGCGUCUUCGAGCGUUACCUAGGCGACGACAUGAAGCGCGAGAGCCCGCCCGCCGACGACAGCAGCGACGAGGACGACAAGCGUAACCCCGGAAACCUCUAUGACAAGGCUGGUAAGGUGCGUAAGCAUGUGUCUGAGCAGGAGAAGUCUGAAGAGGGGCUGGGUCCCAACAUCAAGAGUGUUGUCACCAUGCUGAUGCUGAUGCUGCUGAUGAUGUUCGCCGUCCACUGCACCUGGGUCACCAGCAACGCAUACUCCAGCCCCAGUGUAGUGCUGGCAUCCUAUAACCACGACGGGUCCCGGAACAUUCUGGAUGACUUCAGGGAGGCGUACUAUUGGCUGAGGCAGAACACGGAUGAGCACGCGCGCGUCAUGUCCUGGUGGGACUACGGCUACCAGAUAGCCGGCAUGGCUAACCGCACCACGCUGGUGGACAACAACACAUGGAACAACAGCCACAUAGCACUGGUGGGCAAAGCCAUGUCGUCCAAUGAGAGCGCUGCGUAUGAGAUCAUGCGUAGUCUGGACGUGGACUAUGUGCUGAUCAUCUUCGGCGGUGUCAUUGGUUACUCUGGCGACGACAUCAACAAAUUCCUCUGGAUGGUCCGGAUAGCAGAAGGGGAGCACCCCAGAGAUAUACGGGAGAGUGACUACUUCACGCCGCAGGGAGAGUUCCGCGUAGACAAGGCCGGCUCCCCCACGCUGCUCAACUGCCUCAUGUACAAGAUGUCCUACUACCGCUUUGGAGAGAUGCAGUUGGACUUUCGGACGCCGCCAGGGUUCGAUCGGACGCGUAACGCGGAGAUCGGCAACAAGGACAUCCGCUUCCAGCACUUAGAGGAAGCCUUCACCUCAGAGCACUGGCUGGUGCGCAUCUACAAGGUCAAGAAGCUCGACAACCGCGAGCCGCUACGCCACAAGCUCCGCACGACCAACACCAACAACAACACCAACACCGUAUCCAAGCAGAAGCACACUGCCAAAAAGAGUGGCAAGAGGAAGCGUGGCUACAUCAGGAACAAGCUGGUCCUGAAGAAAGGCAAGAGGCAACACAGCAGGAAAUAACACUGGACUAGAACUGGACUCAAGAUAACAAGGAAACGAAACGUGACGCGAGACGAACAAAUAAAAACACUACAUUAAGAGCUAAUUAACACAUCACAAUGAAGAGAGAGACACAUUUCAUCCAUGAUGAACAAGGGCAGAAAGCUGGACGCAAAGAAGGAGAACAAAAAAAUGGUGACUGGGUUAGUUGAGUUGGUGAGAGAGCCGAGGUGGAGUUUUCAGCAUUGCACUGCUGCCAUCUGGUGGUCAUCGUGGGGAGUGCGACGAAUCCUGGAACUUGGAGAAUGGUGGUCUAAAGCCUGGUUUUACUAGACCACUUUCAUUAAUUUGUAACUCAUUUUAGGUCUGGAUCCUCGGUGCCCUGGAGCACUUGGGCAGGAGGAGUGAGCUUAGCUCUGGUUUGAAACGAGCUCUGACCAAUUGCUGACGGUUGACAUUCAUGACGUAUGUUAUUAUGCUCUCAAGUGUGUUUGCUUCUUGGCCGGUGACAUCGGUUGUCUGAAAACCGACUGGAAAAACCCUCCCCAGAGAAGCGUAAUCAGACCAUUCGUGGAUCACGAAAUGAAUGGUUUGGCCUGUCAAGCUAAUGGACCAUCAGAGGAGCUUUAGCUCGCAGACAAUAUUAUGGAUUCAAUGUGUUCUACAUAUCUGUUGGCUGUUUUUUUUAUUUUGCUUUUUUUGUCCCACGUGCCUCUUUUCCACUGCUGGUUUUCUGGUAGGCCUACAGCUCCACGCAGCGUGACGCGGCUGCCACUUUUUGCUUUUCGAAUAGGCACUAGUGAAGUGAAGAGUGAAAGCCCAUUGGGAAACUCCAACUCCCAUUGUCAUUGUGACACAGCACUCCACAGCACACAAGUGAACACUGCACACUGCACACAACGAAAUUGCAUUUAUGCCUCACCCGUGCAAGGGGGCAGCCCUCAGUGGCGCAUGGGGAGCAGUGCGGUGGGACGGUACCAUGCUCAGGGUACCUCAGUCAUGGAGGAGGAUGGGGGAGAGCACUGGUUGAUUACUGCCCCCACCAACCUGGCGGGUCGGUAGUCGAACCGGCAACCUCUGGGGUGCAAGUCUGACGCCCUAACCGUUCACCCAUGACUGCCCUACACACACAACUCAAUCGUAAAGCAAAAAGUGUCGGCUGAGUCAAGCUGUAGGCCUACCAAAAACACUGGCAGUGGAAAAGUGGCAUUAGAAUGCUACUUGAAUGUUUGACCACAUCUUGUGGCACAGGCUUUUACUGUGACUCUCAGAGUCGGACAAAGUGGACAGAGGAAGUAAAUGUCUUGCGGUGUGUACAUAUAGGGUGCAUCCCAAUAUGUGACCUUGCCUCCUCCACUUGCCUCCUCCACUUGCUUCUCGUCAUGAUGACAUCACU
Molecule: messenger RNA, 2998 nt
Organism: Engraulis encrasicolus (European anchovy)
Lineage: Eukaryota; Metazoa; Chordata; Actinopteri; Clupeiformes; Engraulidae
Product: dolichyl-diphosphooligosaccharide--protein glycosyltransferase subunit STT3B-like
Exons: 11
Biological process (GO): post-translational protein modification
Cellular component (GO): membrane
Molecular function (GO): dolichyl-diphosphooligosaccharide-protein glycotransferase activity
Source: RefSeq, a predicted model, not a curated record